AUGGGUGAUCGGGCCUACGCAUUAGAGAUGGCUAAGCUGCUUGAUCCAAAGGGACAAUAUUUCCAUUCUAAGGCAUGGAUGAAACAUAAGGAUAAUUUGAUACUGAUGGAAAGAUAUCAUUUUUUUGCUUCAAGUUGGCGGCAGUUUGGUUUCAAUUGCCGAUCUCUUGCUGAGUCAAGGAGUGAUGAAUGUGAAUCUGAUGGAGUACUCGCAAGAAUUCUUAAUGUUCUCAAGCAAGCUCAUCAUACAUCCUUUGAUGUUUUGAGAACUCUUAAAAGUGAUGUCUUGAAGGGAUGCGUGCUCGUAUUCAGUCGAAUUGUUCAUGUUAUGUUACCGGCUCUUCAGAAGAUAGCAGAACAGAUGGGUGCCAUAUGUUUGACAGAAGUUGCCUUCUCAGUGACACGUGUGGUUGGACCUGACGUGGGAACAGAGAAGGCACGUUGA
Neltuma alba is the source of this 444-nucleotide messenger RNA. Its product is annotated as RNA polymerase II C-terminal domain phosphatase-like 4. Gene Ontology annotation, molecular function: RNA polymerase II CTD heptapeptide repeat phosphatase activity. The transcript is spliced from 3 exons. NCBI's taxonomy places the organism in Eukaryota, Viridiplantae, Streptophyta, Magnoliopsida, Fabales, Fabaceae. Bases 1 to 444 code for a protein of 147 amino acids. The record is from RefSeq and is a predicted model, not a curated record.